GUCCCGCCCUUCCUGCCACGCUCGGACCACUACCCUCCCGCGACUCGGAGCGCGGGCCAUGGCGGCGGUGGUGUGGGCACGGUGCUUCUCUCGCGCGUGGCUCUGCAGGAGGGCCGGGCUGGGCUGCGGCCGCCACUACCGCGCCGCGCUUUGCGCCGAGUUGAAGCAGCCCCUGGCCAUUGAGGAGGUCGCCCCCCGCCCUGUCCAGCCUCACGAGGUCAGAGUCGAUGUCCAUUUCUGUGGAGUUAAUUUUGCUGAUAUUUUGGCCUGCUGUGGUCAGUAUCAGGAAAGGCUCCAUCUUCCCUUCACACCUGGAAUGGAGUUUUCUGGGACAGUGUUGGAGACAGGCAGAGAUGUCAGCACAGUGAAAGAGGGAGAUCGAGUUAUUGGCGUUAGUGCCUUUAACGGGAUGGCUGAAGAAUGUGUCAUUGACCAGAAGAGACUGUGGCAGAUUCCAGAAAGUGUCCCUCUCCGAGAAGCUGCUACCUUGCCCAUAUCUUAUGGCACUGCUAUUUUAGCCCUGGAGCAUCGGGCCUGUACCCAGCCUGGGGAGACGGUUUUAGUGACAGCAGCAGCUGGAGCCACAGGCCUUGCCGUGAUAGAUGUGGCAACAAACGUGCUUCAGGCCAAGGUAAUAGCUGCAGCCGGCAGUGACGAGAAGUGCAAGCUGGCAAUGCAGAGGGGCGCACAGUCCAGCGUGAACUACAGUCAGGGCAGCCUGAAGGAGGCAGUGGAGAAGCUGGUGGGCAGUGGCGGGGUGAACGUGGUCGUCGACACCGUGGGAGGAGAUGUCUUCCUGGAGGCUCUCCGCAGCUUGGCAUGGGAGGGCAGGAUUGUAGUGGUGGGUUUUGCUGGAGGCACCAUUGCUUCUGUGCCUGCCAACCUUCUGCUCCUGAAGAAUGUAUCUGCCAUGGGGGUGUACUGGGGCCGAUACCGAGACCAGAACUUUCCCCUCUUCUCCGGGAUCCUUUCCUCGGCUGUUCAGUACUGCCAGCAACGGCGCAUCCAGCCACACAUUGGAGCAGUUUUUAAGCUGGAGGAGGUCAAUGAUGCCUUCCUUCAUGUGACACAGCGCAAAUCCUCGGGCAAGCGAGAGAUUUGGAUACACCCAGAGGAAAGAUCUGGCUGUGUGAAGAUGGAAGCAGAUAUUGGGGCGAUGCAUCUACAAGCCAAGGAAUGCCAAGGAUUGCCGGGAGCCACCAGAACCUAGGAAGAGGCAAGGAAGAAUUCUCCCCUAGAGCCUUCAGAGGGAGCGUGGCCCUGCUGACACCUUGAUUUCAGACUUCCAGCCUCCAGGACUGUGAGAAAUAAAUUCCUGUUGUUUUAAGUGUCUCUUUAUUUGUCGUUAUCUCUCACCCU
Messenger RNA from Diceros bicornis minor, 1359 nucleotides. Its product is annotated as quinone oxidoreductase-like protein 2. The transcript is spliced from 11 exons. Lineage: Eukaryota; Metazoa; Chordata; Mammalia; Perissodactyla; Rhinocerotidae. The record is from RefSeq and is a predicted model, not a curated record. Gene Ontology annotation, molecular function: oxidoreductase activity. The coding region runs from base 59 to 1210 and encodes 383 amino acids. Gene Ontology annotation, cellular component: mitochondrion.